Osmia bicornis bicornis is the source of this 1809-nucleotide messenger RNA. RefSeq names its product eukaryotic translation initiation factor 3 subunit E (gene eIF3e). Gene Ontology annotation, cellular component: nucleus; eukaryotic translation initiation factor 3 complex; cytoplasm. Gene Ontology annotation, biological process: translational initiation. The record is from RefSeq and is a predicted model, not a curated record. Gene Ontology annotation, molecular function: translation initiation factor activity. The transcript is spliced from 8 exons. Lineage: Eukaryota; Metazoa; Arthropoda; Insecta; Hymenoptera; Megachilidae. The coding region runs from base 90 to 1403 and encodes 437 amino acids.
CUACAGUCACUGGUUGUAAAGCGUGCUCGCUCUUUUGCUUACAAAGUGUGGUUAGAAUUGAAUUUGUUUGAUCUUUUAUCAACAGCAAAAUGGCAAAAUUUGAUCUAACGUCACGUAUAGGACAAUAUCUUGAUCGGCAUUUAGUCUUUCCUCUUUUGGAAUUCUUAUCUGCAAAACAGAUUUAUGAUGAGGAUGAAUUACUUCAAGCUAAACUGGAUAUUCUUAGCAAAACCAAUAUGAUAGAUUAUACUAUUGACAUCAGGAAACAGCUUUAUCCUAAUUUAGAAGUACCAGAGGAGUUGAAAGCACGCCGUGCAGAUGUUCUUCAAGAGCUUGGUUAUUUACAAAAUAAUGUAUCAGUUGUUGUUGCACUUAUGAAUAAUGAAGAAGUUAUGAAGAAAAUGGAGAAUAUGAGAGAUUCUAAAGCAUUAAAUAAUUACCUUACCCAGGAAUCUGAUUUUAGGGUUGAAAUGAUGGACAGUUUUGUAAAACUAGCAAAAUAUCGGUAUGAGUGUGGAAAUUAUUCUGUUUCCACAUCAUAUUUAUACUUUUACAUGCUUAUAAUGUCACCAACAGAUAAGAAUUAUUUAAAUGUACUUUGGGGCAAAUUGGCAUCAGAAAUCUUAGUGCAAAACUGGGAAACUGCAUUAGAAGAUGUAAACAAAUUAAGAGAGUACAUUGAUAGCAAUGUUAUAGGAAACUCUCUUCAAGUAUUACAACAAAGAACAUGGCUUAUUCAUUGGAGUUUAUUUGUAUUUUUUAAUCACGUGAAGGGUAGAGAUUUAAUUAUCGAAAUGUUCCUUUACCGACCACAUUAUUUAAAUGCUAUUCAAACAAUGUGCCCACAUAUAUUGCGAUAUCUAGCCGCAGCUGUUAUCGUUAAUCGUUCCAGACGAUCUAUACUAAAGGAUCUUGUAAAAGUAAUACAACAGGAAUCUUAUACAUAUCGUGACCCGAUUACCGAAUUUCUAGAGCAUUUAUAUGUCAAUUUUGAUUUUGAUGGAGCAAGACAAAAGUUACAGGAAUGUCAAACGGUCGUAUUUAAUGAUUUCUUCUUGAUUGCAUUACUAAGUGAAUUUGUAGAGAAUGCUCGUUUAAUGAUCUUCGAGACAUUUUGCAGAAUCCAUCAGUGUAUAAGCAUCGGAAUGCUUGCAGAAAAACUUAACAUGAAAGCAGAUGUAGCCGAAUGUUGGAUCGUUAAUUUAAUUCGUAAUGCACGAUUAGAUGCCAAAAUAGACAGUAAAUUGGGGCAUGUUGUAAUGGGCGGUCAACCUGCUUCACCGUAUCAACAACUGGUUGAAAAAAUUGAAACUUUAAGUGUACGAAGUGAAGCAUUAGAAAACUUAAUUGAACGCAAAUUAAAAGCUAAAAACCAGGAUCCUGUUAGUAUAGUAUGGAACUAAUCGAGUAUCAAACUUCUUGGAAUCUGGAUUUGUGACAUUGCGAUAUAAUGUACAGGGUUAGUGUCACUAAUGAUAUCUAACACUGAGACAAUUCAGUUUUAUAUAUUUAAAAAAUUUGCGGUAUAUAAUAGGAUAAAUAUAUUUUUAUUCAUACAGCUUUGUGAAAUUCAAAUCGAAUGAAUAAAAAUAUACAUUAUUAUAAACACUACACAUAUACAUACAUACAUACAUGCAUACAUUACAACGUACAAAAUGUACUUUUUCAUCAAAUGUAUUUUCGCGUUUUAUUACUGAAAAUAUGCAGAAAAGAAAUAUAAUUCAGAAUACUUCUGUUUAAAGUGUAUUAUUCUGCAGCUCCUGUACAAAAUUUAGAAUAUUUUAAAUAAAUAUUCUGUUUUAAAAAGUA